ACAAUCGGAUACCUACAGUAGAAAAGAUAACAAUGUCGGAGACUGACAAAAGUGAGAAUAUGAGCUCCAGCGAAUUAAAAGAGAUGAGCCAUGGAGAUAAAGAUGGUCUAAACGAAAAAGGACACGCUAAGGCCGAAGCAGAGCAUGAGCACGUUGGAAGUAAAAAACGGGUGAAGACGGGACGCAUCGCCAAGGCCAGGGUAAAGGGCGCCAAAAGGAGAACGCAAAAGACGGGUAAAGGUUCAGCUGUAAGGAGCAAGGCCAGAUAUGGCGAAACCAAAAGGAAAGCCCCUAGGGGCAGGGCUACAGCAGCUAAACGACGUAGCAAGAAGGGGGUUGCUAAAAUGGCCAACGGCAAACAAUCGAAAAUGGGUGCAGUUAGAGGUAUCUCGAGAAAUGAAAUUCGCCGUUUAGCUGAAAAGGCUGGCGUGAAGCGCGCGUCAUCAGCGGUCGCUGAAGAAGGUCGAAAAGCUCUUAAGGCCUACCUAAUGGAUGUUGUCCGUGAUACGGUGGCAAAGGCCGGUGAAUCGAAGAGAAACACGAUACAAGCAGAAGAUGUAACGGACGUUAUUCAGCAGAGAAAUACUGCUAAGGCCUAAAGAGUUCAUAGCUACCAAAUUUUAUCAAGGUUUUUCAUUUAACAAUAAUAAGACUAGCGGAGUCAUUUGCGGUCGACUUGUUGAUAAAUGCAAGUUAGAGUGAAUUUGACUGAUAAAUGCAAGUUAGAGUGAAUUUGACGGAUAAUUUGUUAAUUACCAUUGGUUUACCAUGCUUCUGAUACGAAAGAAAUCAACGGAUAAUUUGUUAAUUACUAUUGGUAAUUACCGUGCUUCUGAUACGAAAGAAAUCAAGGGAAAAAGUGCGCAGGUCUGCCACUGGGUGAGACACAGUAAGGAAUUCUUUUAUAGAGUGGGGUGAUGAGGGAUAAUGAGUUGUCUUUUUGUCCUAUCGGCUAAAAAGUAUGAAAUUUUCCCACUGGGUGAGGCACAGUAAGGAAUUUAUAUAUAUAGAGUGGGGUAAUGAGGGAUAAUGAGUGUGUUUUUGUCCUAUGCGUGCGGGCAGUAUUGUCUUACUUAAUAGAAAUUAACAUACGUUUCACAAGAAAGUUUACUCUGCAGCACAAUAUCAAGCGACGACCCCCUGUAACGCACAACUAUUUAAAUUUUUAACUUUAAACUUUGGUGAA
Molecule: messenger RNA, 1186 nt
Organism: Varroa destructor (honeybee mite)
Lineage: Eukaryota; Metazoa; Arthropoda; Arachnida; Mesostigmata; Varroidae
Product: histone H4-like
Source: RefSeq, a predicted model, not a curated record